Messenger RNA from Pneumocystis jirovecii RU7, 807 nucleotides. RefSeq lists its product as uncharacterized. The record is from RefSeq and is a predicted model, not a curated record. Lineage: Eukaryota; Fungi; Ascomycota; Pneumocystomycetes; Pneumocystales; Pneumocystaceae. Gene Ontology annotation, biological process: spliceosomal snRNP assembly. Gene Ontology annotation, cellular component: nucleus; SMN complex. The transcript has 3 exons. Bases 1 to 807 code for a protein of 268 amino acids.
AUGGAAGAAAUACCUGAAUCUUUAUCAGAGAGUUUAUUUAUCCAAAAAAAACGCAAACUUCAGGUCUCAAACGAACAGAAAAAUGUCACAUCAGGGCCAAUUGAUAUAGAAACUAAUCAGCGGGGGGUUUUCCCACAAAUGCUUGAGUUAGAUGACCCUUCAGAAGAAGAUGAUGAACUUCCUUUUGAUGGUAUUUCAUAUUUAAAGCAAGUGCGUAUAGAAGCAAAACAAAGACCAGGGAUUAUGACUGUACAUUUGCCACUAUCAGUUUUAACAGAAUCUGUGCAAACAAUAAACAAAACAAUAAAGGAAGAGAUAAAAUUAGAGAAGCAGCUUACUACGUGUGAAACUAAAGCAUAUUCAUUUAUUUGGGAAGAGAAGUUUUUGGAAAAAUUUAUAGUAUUACGCACAUCGUUCAGUUCUUUGAAAACUCAAUCUACCUUAUUGUCACUACCCAGAAAUAAGCCAGAGUGGCGUCAGCUAAUUCUUCAAGCAUUGCAAGCCCCUACACUGUCAAUGCUGUGUUGCAUUGAUCAAUAUACAGCUCUAAAUUUGCUAAAAUGGAAUACAGGAUGGCUUUCAUGUAACAGUCCGCGACAACAAAUGAUAUGGAUAUUUUUUCUUCUUGUAAAAAUAGAUAUGGUGAUGACAUCAGAUGAACUUAGUAUUUUAAGAGAACUCUGUAAAAAAUGUUUAAUUCUUAGAAAAUCAAAAACAAAACUUCCUUUAUAUAUUCAAUCUAAUAUAGACAUGGUGAUUUCAAUUGUUGGAAAUUUAUUUGGUCAAAAGGAUCUACUUUUAAAAUAA